AUGCACGCACCAACACCGGCCCCUUUCCGAGUCCUAGUUCAGGGCUCUGGCGCCAGACUGCUCUCGCAGAAGUGCCUUCACAGCGGCUUCAGACCAUCCCCAGCUUUGUUCGUCGGGUUGCGAGGAAGCUCAGCUUCUCUCUAUUACCAGAACAGCCAUGGCCAGGGAAGAAACUUCUCCACCACUUCCCCAGCAAGGCUCAAGGAGUUUUUCGCAGCACCAAAACAAACAAAGCGCAUAGUUGAGACCGAGUCGGCAUUUGAACACCCUGUAUUCACCCAGAAACAAAUGAAAGAUAUCAUAGUUGCCCACAGAGAGACGAAAGACUGGUCGGACUGGGUUGCCCUGGGAACUGUACGACUCCUCCGAUGGGGCACUGACCUGGCUACGGGUUAUAGACACCCUAAAGCUGGUGAGCCGGUGCCAUCCGGGCACUUCCAGAUGAACGAACGAAAAUGGCUUAUUCGCUUUGUCUUCUUGGAAACCGUGGCAGGUGUCCCUGGAAUGGUUGGCGGAAUGCUUCGGCAUCUCCACAGCUUAAGAAAGAUGAAGCGUGAUAAUGGCUGGAUCGAGACCCUCCUCGAGGAAGCAUAUAACGAACGCAUGCAUCUACUUACCUUCCUCAAACUCGCUGAACCAGGCUGGUUUAUGAGGCUCAUGGUACUCGGCGCCCAAGGCGUGUUCUUCAACGGUUUUUUCCUUUCUUACCUCAUCUCACCACGAACAUGCCACCGCUUUGUUGGAUACCUAGAAGAAGAGGCUGUCUUGACAUAUACCCAUGCCAUUAAGGACCUGGAAGACGGCAAACUACCUGCCUGGAAGGAGUUGCCGGCGCCGGAUAUUGCCAUUAAGUACUGGAACAUGCCGGAAGGACACCAGAAGAUGGUUGACUUACUUUACUACGUCAGGGCUGACGAGGCAAAGCAUCGAGAGGUCAAUCACACGCUGGCUAACUUGAACCAGAAGAUCGACCCCAACCCUUAUGCAGCUAAGUACGAGAAUCCAGAAAAGCCUCAUCCUACCAAAUCUGCCGAGGUUGUCAAGCCCACCGGUUGGGACCGACAGGAUGUCAUCUAGGCGUCCUAUACUCGAUUUUUAAAGCCCUCCUUUGU
This is a messenger RNA of Nannizzia gypsea CBS 118893, 1112 nucleotides long. RefSeq names its product alternative oxidase. Gene Ontology annotation, molecular function: alternative oxidase activity. NCBI's taxonomy places the organism in Eukaryota, Fungi, Ascomycota, Eurotiomycetes, Onygenales, Arthrodermataceae. The transcript is spliced from 2 exons. The record is from RefSeq and is a predicted model, not a curated record. Gene Ontology annotation, cellular component: mitochondrion. Bases 1 to 1077 code for a protein of 358 amino acids. Gene Ontology annotation, biological process: alternative respiration.